Episyrphus balteatus (marmalade hoverfly) is the source of this 444-nucleotide messenger RNA. RefSeq names its product homeobox-like protein HDP1. The record is from RefSeq and is a predicted model, not a curated record. NCBI's taxonomy places the organism in Eukaryota, Metazoa, Arthropoda, Insecta, Diptera, Syrphidae. The transcript is spliced from 3 exons. Bases 1 to 444 code for a protein of 147 amino acids.
AUGCCCCAUCGAGAUGACUUGGCACAACUUUGCAAUCUCUGCAAUAGAAGAGAGAAUGAAGACACAAUCCAUUUUAUUGCAACCUGUCCAAUGUUGCAGGAAAUUCGACGAUUGUAUUUCGACCCAACGGGAAAAAUCGGAAAUUUGCGAGCACUUAUUGGACAAUCCAGACGAACACCACUGGAUACACUUCGACCAAGCGAAGGUGUUAACUCAAGAGUCGCACUACAUCCCACGGCAGAAGUGGGAUACGAAUUUAAAAGACAAAAACAAUGCCCUAUAUUCAAAGAAGUCAACGAAGUCAAAGAAGUCAACGAAGUCAACGAAGUCAAAGAAGUCAAAGAAGUCAAAGAAGUCAAAGAAAUCAAAGAAGUCAAAGAAGUCAAAGAAGUCAAAGAAGUCGAAGAAAUCAGAGAAGUAGAAGAACUCAGAGAAGCUGAAUAA